GAGAAGAGAUAGAGAUAAACACGACCCCGCCCGGCACGCAUCGAUCCACCACAUCACACAGUUCGCCACCCCUCCCUGCAUCUCUCUUCCACACCUCGCCGCAAGCAUGACGGCGAAAGUGUCCGGCUGCCGGAAGCGCGGGGCGGAGGCCUUCAUGGAGGACCCCUUCGCGGCGCUCCCGCCGCUGAACGCGAAGAGGGGGCGAUGCUCGCCGUCCGCCGCCGCCGACGUGGCGGAGCUCGGGGUCAGCAUGGACUUCGACCCCGUCGACGCGCUCCAGCUCAUCUUCCCCGGCGCCGACCCGCAGCUUCUUCGAGGCUAUUUCGAAGCGUCGGGAAAUGUCUUGGAUGCUGCAAUCAGAGGCUUCAAGGAUUAUUUGGCGUCGGGUUCAGCACCGACCAAUGCUCAUGCGGCCUCAUCUGGCGGUAUGGUUGCACGACAUUAUGAAUAUUGUUCAAAAUUGAACCUGGCCGUUUCUUCCUCAUGUUGCCUGAUGAUUAUGUCAGUGGCAUCUGAUGUCCCGGUGAUGAAGAUGAAUAAUCUGAGAAACGGCACUGAAUGGGCGGAGCUAAUUGUCAAGGAGAUGUCAGCUGCUUCAGAUUUGAUCGACGCCAAGAAUCGAGCCUUCAGGAUACUUGAAUUGUUCGACAAAUCUGCCGCAGACUGCAAUACUCCUGAUGAAAAGCAGAAAAUGCGUGAGGAGCACAAGAUACUGAAGCAGAUGCUGGGAGGCCUGCUACACCAGAACGGCGUCCUGAAGAGGGCCUUUCUUAUCCAGCACAACCGGCUCAAGGACUACCAGGACAUGGUGCAGGAGCGGUCCCAGUUCAAGGAGAUCGUCGACAAGUACCAGCAGCAGAUCAAGGCGCUAGAGGUAUGCAAAACUCGCCGAAAACGUAUCGCUUUAUUCUGCAUAUCAUCUCCACUACAGGCUUUGCUUUGCUCAUCAGCUCUUUGCGUUGCAUUUGGUUGCAGGAUAGGAACUAUGUGCUGUCGUUGCAUCUCGCGCAGUCGGAUCAUCGGAGUGGCAUAUCUGGGCACCGCAACCCCGACAUCUUCUAGGCGUCUACUGCAUCCUGCUGGAUUCGGAUGCGAGACCCUGAAGCUGUGAUUGUUGAAGAAAUCAUGAAUACAAGAAAACAUCUUUGUGUAGUUAUGUUGACACAAUAUAUAUGUGUGGUGCGAUCGUUUCGAAUUCGUAUCGGUAGCAUUGAGGAGCAUUUGUGAACUCGUA
Molecule: messenger RNA, 1234 nt
Organism: Triticum aestivum (bread wheat)
Lineage: Eukaryota; Viridiplantae; Streptophyta; Magnoliopsida; Poales; Poaceae
Exons: 4
Coding region: 107-1111 (334 amino acids)
Source: RefSeq, a predicted model, not a curated record